This is a messenger RNA of Dryobates pubescens (Downy woodpecker), 975 nucleotides long. Its product is annotated as medium-chain specific acyl-CoA dehydrogenase, mitochondrial-like. The coding region runs from base 1 to 975 and encodes 324 amino acids. Gene Ontology annotation, molecular function: medium-chain fatty acyl-CoA dehydrogenase activity. Gene Ontology annotation, cellular component: mitochondrion. The transcript is spliced from 6 exons. Gene Ontology annotation, biological process: medium-chain fatty acid catabolic process; fatty acid beta-oxidation. The record is from RefSeq and is a predicted model, not a curated record. Lineage: Eukaryota; Metazoa; Chordata; Aves; Piciformes; Picidae.
AUGAUCCCGGUGCCGCCCCCGGUGCCGCCCCCGGUGCCGCCCCCGGUGCCGCCCCCGGUGCCGCCCCCGGUGCCGCCCCCGGUGCCGCCCCCGGUGCCGCCGAGGCAGGGCGGGGACCGGGUCUCGCCGCGGCCGCCGAGGUCGGGGUCCGGCCGAGCGCCUCCGAGCCCGGAAGGCACAGACUGCCUGCCUGGAGCCUCAGCUGGAGCAGCCUCUGGCUGGGGAGCUGCUGCCCCCUGCCCUCUGCUUCCCCCCAGGUACUUCCUGCUGGCUCGCACCCACCCGGACCCCAAGGCUCCUGCAGGCAAAGCCUUCACUGGCUUCAUUGUGGAGGCCAACAGCCCUGGCAUCCAGGUUGGCAGGAAGGAGCUGAACAUGGGCCAGCGCUGCUCGGACACCAGGGGCAUUGUCUUUGAGGAUGUGAGAGUGCCCCAGGAGAACGUCCUGAGAGCAGAGGGAGCAGGCUUCAAAAUCGCCAUGGGAGCCUUCGACAAGACCAGGCCGCCGGUGGCAGCCGGGGCCGUGGGCUUGGCUCGGAGGGCGCUGGACGAAGCCACCAAAUAUGCUCUGGAGAGGAAAACCUUCGGGAAGCUGCUGGUGGAGCACCAGGCAGUGUCCUUCCUGCUGGCUGAGAUGGCCAUGAAGGUGGAGCUGGCUCGCUUGGGCUACCAGAGAGCUGCCUGGGAGGUGGACGCCGGCCGCAGGAACACCUUCCAGGCCUCCAUCGCCAAGGCCUUCGCCGGCGACGUGGCCAACCAGGUGGCUGCAGAUGCAGUGCAGAUCUUUGGGGGCAACGGCUUCAACACUGAGUACCCUGUGGAGAAGCUGAUGAGAGAUGCCAAAAUCUACCAGGUGAGUGCAGGGCAGCAGGGGACCUGCGGGGAGGCUGCCUGGCACAGCUGGAUGUAUGAGGGCACUGCCCAGAUCCAGAGGCUGAUCAUAGCUCGGGAGCACCUGGGCAAGUUCAAGGGCUGA